GCGGCGGGGCCGGGCCGGGCCGGAGCGGGGGCGCCGGGCCUGGACGGGCUUGGGUGGUACCCUGGGCCAGGCCUCGGGCUGGGUCACGGGUGCUGGGCCUCGGCCCGAUCCUGUGUGCAAUACACGGCAUUGCUGCCCAAGCCAUGGACAUCCCCAUCACACCAGGGGAGCUGCUGUGUCUGGGCUCCAGCCUUGCCUUCUCUGGCCUUUUCUACUACAUGUACAGGAAGAAAGCCAAAGUUGUGGCACGCAUACAGGAGGCCCCAAAGCUCCAGGUCGAUGAUGAUUUACCGGCCCUAGUGUCUGCAGCUGAGGGGAGAUGCCUGCCCUAUGUUGCCCUGGAAGGCAUAGUGCUACCAGCCCAGGCUGCACUGACCAGCCACUACCAUGAGGGGCUGCAGGGUGUGAUCCAGAAACUGCUGCUGAAGGAGCAUCGGCUGAUCUGGAACAGCUUGGCCCGGAGCUGGAGCGAGAGCGAGCGGGUGCUCUCGGAGCAGAUCUACACCGUGCCCUUCCUGCUGGCCUCGCCAGGCACCGAGGCGGUGACACAGGUGAGCGUGGACAGCCCGCUCCAGGCCGUCUGCCUGCCGCUGGAGAUGGUGUACGAGCGCUUCCAGCAGCCAACCCAUGGCUUCCGUGACCUGCUAGGCCAGUACCUGAUCGGGGAGAAACCCAAGGGCAUCCUGGAGACGGAAGAGAUGCUGCGGGUGGGGGCCGGGCUGACAGGCAUUGGGGAGCUGUCCCUGCACCCCGACGGCUCCCUGCACCUGCAGCCACCGGCCUGGGGGGGCGAGUUUUUCCUGUGCCUUGGGGACUGGCAGACGGUGCUGUCGGAGCUGGAGUCGGCCAGUGGGCUCUGGAAGGGGGCAGCAGUGCUGUGUGCGGUGGCAGGGCUGGCUGUGCUCCUGCACGCCCUGUGCCGCGCCUACCGCCGCUCCCGCCCCAAGAGGCUGCAGGAGGACAAGGAGCUGGAUGAGGAGGAGGCCGGGGACAGGGCGCUUGAGGACUCCUGCGUGAUCUGCCUGGCACGGCCCCGCGAGUGCGUCCUCCUGGGCUGCGGCCACAUCUGCUGCUGCUUCCGCUGCUUCCAGGCCUUGCCCACCCACCUCUGCCCCAUCUGCAGGGGGCCCAUUGACCGUGUGGUGCCCCUCUAUCAGGCGUGAGAGCACCUGGGCGUGCCCAGGGAAGGGCAGUGGGAACCAAGCCAAGCCUGCAGCCUGCAGAAAUCUCAGCUGUCCCCUCAUGUGCAGUUGUGUGAUUUCUGUUGGGAGGGAGGGGUCCUGUGUGCCCCAUAACCUGCCUUAGGGAGGGCAGGGCAGGGGGAGUUACAGCUUCCUCAUCCUCCCUUUGUCUGCCAGAGGGACCCCCCCUAAACAUGAAGGCUUGAGGAAAACCUACACAACACCUGUCCUGAGGAGCUGAGACCCCAGCCCCAUGCUGGGGCAUUCCUUUGGCUGCCAGCUGUUGGACCUGUGCCCCUUUCCCAGCUGUGACCCACUCAAAGCCAUGUAGGACUUCUCCCUUAUGUUUUUUUUUCCAGCAUGUGGUUUUAUUGGGAGGAUGAUGGGGGCAAGACCAGAGCUGGUGGGACACAGCAGGCACAGUGGGAUAGCAGAGAUCCAAACCCCCCUGAGCCACUGCAGUGGCACACCUUGGUGCCACUAUUGUCCUGCCACCCCAAUCCCUGUGCCUACAGCCACUGCCCAGACUACGCUGGGGACACCUAGGGGCUGGCAACGAUGAGCCUCUUUGCCAGCUGCUCUACCACCCCGGGAGGGGGGCUAUGUCCCUCUGCAGGGUUUCCACUUUUCUUCUGGAGUGGGAGAACACCAUUGGGAUGCCCUAGAGCCUGCCUUCAUGUCCAGCCCUGCUGUACCCAGCUUUCCUGCCCACCUCCUGGACAGGACCAGGUGCAGGAACGGCUUGCAGUGGUAUGUGGAGUGAUAAAGCCAAGGAG
Messenger RNA from Neopelma chrysocephalum (saffron-crested tyrant-manakin), 1957 nucleotides. Its product is annotated as mitochondrial ubiquitin ligase activator of nfkb 1-A-like. NCBI's taxonomy places the organism in Eukaryota, Metazoa, Chordata, Aves, Passeriformes, Pipridae. The transcript has 5 exons. Gene Ontology annotation, biological process: protein ubiquitination; organelle organization. Gene Ontology annotation, molecular function: ubiquitin-protein transferase activity. The record is from RefSeq and is a predicted model, not a curated record. Bases 144 to 1163 code for a protein of 339 amino acids.